This is a messenger RNA of Stegastes partitus (bicolor damselfish), 1718 nucleotides long. RefSeq names its product rho-related GTP-binding protein RhoF-like. Gene Ontology annotation, biological process: small GTPase-mediated signal transduction. Bases 132 to 767 code for a protein of 211 amino acids. The transcript has 5 exons. The record is from RefSeq and is a predicted model, not a curated record. Gene Ontology annotation, molecular function: GTP binding; GTPase activity. Lineage: Eukaryota; Metazoa; Chordata; Actinopteri; Pomacentridae.
UAAUUCAGCCUUCCUUUGAUUUCUUUUGUCUACACUUUGUGUUUGUCUCUGGAUUAUCUCUGCAGUGUAUAUACACUGCCAGGACCGGCUGUCACUGGAAGUAUCCUUCCCCAUUUGUCUUUUCAUAAAACAUGACCCACAAAGGAUUAGGAGCAAGCAGAGGAAACACCAGCCAGCCAGAAGAAUUUAAGGUUGUUAUUGUUGGAGACAGGGGUUGUGGGAAAACGUCGCUGAUCACAGUUUACAACAAAGGAGACUUUCCAGAGGAACAUAUUCCGUCUGUGUUCGACAAGAUUGUUGUCAACACAAGGUACAGAGGACAACACUUUCGACUGCAUCUUUAUGACACUGCAGGCCAAGAGGAGUAUGAUCGCUUGCGUCCCCUCUGCUACCGGAACGUAGACGUGGCACUGAUCUGCUACGAUGUCACGUGUCCUUCAAGCUUUGAUAACGUCCUCGUGAGGUGGUACCCUGAGAUGCAGCACUUCUGUGUUGGGGUGCCCAUUAUUCUUGUUGGGUGCAAAGCAGACCUUCGCUCAGACAUAGUCCUGAUGAGGAAACUCUGGUCACUGGGCCAGAACGCUAUCACGUAUUUUCAGGGUGAAGAGGCCAGAAGAAAAAUCAGUGCUGUGCUGUACCUAGAGUGCUCUGCCAAAUGCAGAGACAAUGUGGAUGAUUUGUUCAGGGAAGCCACAAAACAAGCGCUAAUGGCAACGAGAGUGCAGGACGAAGUCAGCGAGAGUGGGAGUACGUGUGCCUUGUUGUGAUGCAGCUCAUGACUUUGACUGUCAGUGUGAGCUGCACUCAAGCUCCAUGUCCCUGCAUUUCCUGUGUGGUUUUCCUUUCGAUGUCAUAGUUUGAGAUGUGUUUUAUUUAGAUUAUAGCGUGCACUUGUCUGCUUUUCCUGCCAUUUUUAUACAUGUAAAUAUUCAUUUAAAAAUGCAAAAGAAGUAUAAAAUACAUCUCACAAAUCAUGUAAUUUUUUUUUUAUUAUUCUCAAACUGGCAACAAAAAAAUCUUGUUGACUCUUUUUGAUGAGUCACUAACACCACACAUAAGCAAAACUUACAAUACAGUACUUACUGAAAAUUCACUUUAAAGCUGUGCAUUGAUAAAAGCAUUGUAACCUCUCUAUAUACAGUAACAUACACUUGGUUAAAUAAAUAAACCACAACAAAUAACCAAAGUAACAUGGCUUCGCUGUUCUGUUUUUGAAGAAGGCACAAGUGGUAUUUCCCAUCAGAGGUGUCCCAGCAUGUGCACAGUUUACCUGAAUUAACCUACCUUCAUUUAACUGAUACUGCCAUAAUGACACAGAAUUACAUUGAUAUAAACACUCAGUUAAUUCAAAAUCACAUGAUAAAAAUGCCAAAUAUUGACCAAAAGCUGAUAUAAAACAUGCAUAUAUUCUCAAAUAACUUCAGUGUCAUGUUGAAGAACAGAAAAUUUUAGGGGGGCAUUAUAUAAUGGGAUAUAAUGCACUCAUGAGAAAAUAUUGUUAUGACACUAUUGUGUACCAAUGUUACAGUAUUGUCAAUAAAGAAAAUGACAAAUCCCAAGUAAAAUAAUUCAGCAAUGUGCCACAGGACAAUGAAAACACAACCCAUAUCCACGCUUGACAAAAUCUGUAACCUAAUGUGUGAACAUGCUCAAGCUUGUAAACUACGAAAAGUACAAAACAUACAAACUUACACACAUCUGCAAUGUGUUCAUGCUUU